GCUAAACCGAGACCUCACCUGCCCUUACAUUCAGAUCUGGACCUUGCAUCCAUAACUCCGUAAGUUUGUGGUUUCUUAUCACCGCGUCUCCGGAAUCCUUUCGUACUUCAUAUCUUCGACGUGCAAACGUUUGUUUACCACCUUCUUAAAGAAAAGUACCAUCUCAUGUUGUUAUUGGUGCCUGCCGCACUCACUAGCGUACAUCCUUCAUAUUCAAUUCCUCCGUAGACUUCAUUCAAUAACACACUUCUACUCAAACACUUCUCUCGAAACGAAAUAUCACUUUUCGGACGUUGCCCACAUGUCUCAAUUCGACAUCAUCGGCGAGCAGUACAAGAAACUGCCUGUUCUCAUCAACAGCGCGAACGUUGGCGGAAAGACGUACAUUGUGACGGGUGGUAACACCGGACUUGGGCUUGAGACAGCAAGACACCUAGUCAAAGCAAACGCAGCCCACGUCAUCAUUUCGAGUCGCAAGAUUUCGGCAGGCGAGGCAGCGAAGGCAGACAUCGAGCACACGACUGGGCGUAAGGAUGUGAUUAAGGUCUGGCAGCUUGACCUUAUGUCGUUCGCGUCCGUGAAAGCAUUUGCAGCCAAAGCCUCAGAACUAGAGCGAAUCGAUGCUCUUAUCGAGAACGCCGGAGUUAUGACGGACAAGUUUGUCCUCGCCGAAAGCCACGAGAGUUGUAUGACAGUCAACGUUAUCAGCCCGUUCUUGUUGGCCGCGCUAUUGAUGCCGAAAUUACAGGAGACGGCACAAACGUUCAACACCACGCCGCGCAUCGUCAUGGUUGGUAGUGCACUGGCGUUCCAAGCAAAUAAAGAGCUAGAGAAGGGUGGACCAGAGAACAUUCUAGCGAACCUGAACGAUGCUAAAGUCGCGGACCGCUAUCCUUUGACGAAACUCGUGCAGCUAUACGCCACCCGUCAAUGGGCCUCUCUGUAUCCUGUCGAGAAAUCCAACGUGAUCAUGAACAUGACUGCGCCUGGCGUAUGUUCGACUGGUCUUGCCCACGAUACAAGCGCCGCCACUCGUGCUUUGAUCGGUACGAUUCGGUUCUUUUUUGCGCGGACAGCCGAGGAAGGCAGCCGUACAACGGUUCAUGGUGUCGUCGCUGGUAACGACUCCCACGGCCAAUUUCUCUCCGGCUGCAAGAUCAAAGAUUGGUGGGUCCCCACCUGGGCCAAGAACGAACAAGGAUUGCACACACAAAAGCAAUUGUGGAAAGAGCUUACUGAGAUCCUGGAGGCGACAUCCCCUGGCGUGAUUUCAAGCAUCAAAUCCGUUGGCACCUAGACAGUGCGUCCAAGUAUAGUGGAUCCGAGAGAGAUUGAAUAGUCGGUGGUCUCAUAAUAAGGUCUAUCGUUGAGAUAGGAUUGGAGUAAGCUUACGAUUCCGUUCGUUCCACUAGUAAUUGAUUGAAAAUCAAAUAAUUGUUCGACCUUUGUAGGAUUAUAAAUGCCGUG
Messenger RNA from Alternaria alternata, 1467 nucleotides. Its product is annotated as NAD(P)-binding protein. The transcript is spliced from 3 exons. Lineage: Eukaryota; Fungi; Ascomycota; Dothideomycetes; Pleosporales; Pleosporaceae. Bases 302 to 1297 code for a protein of 331 amino acids. The record is from RefSeq and is a predicted model, not a curated record.